AUGGAGUUUGGUACCUCUGGUCAUCUUAGCGAAGAUGGUAUCCACGUCGAUAUGGAUAGGUUGAAGAAAGGCGAGGUCAAUCUCGGAACCUCAAUCAUGGCUGUCACUUUCAAAGACGGUGUUAUCCUUGGAGCCGAUUCGCGAACAACAACGGGCGCGUACAUUGCCAACCGUGUCACAGACAAAUUAACCCGGGUUCAUGACACGAUUUGGUGCUGUCGUUCCGGCUCGGCGGCGGACACGCAAGCUGUUGCAGACAUUGUGCAGUAUCAACUUGGUUUGUUUGCUAUGCUGAAUGGCAAGCCUCCCACGACACAAACGGCUGCGGCAAUAUUUCAAGAAUUAUGUUAUUCCAACAAAGACCAGUUAAGCGCCGGCCUCAUUAUCGCAGGGUGGGACGAGCGGUAUGGCGGCCAGGUGUAUUCGAUACCCCUGGGCGGUUCUCUUCACAAGCAAGCCUAUGCGAUUGGUGGUUCUGGGUCGACCUAUAUCUACGGUUACUGCGACUCAAACUGGCGGGAGGGAAUGGAGAAGGAUGAGGCAGUUGACUUUGUUAAGGGUGCUCUGAAAGAGGCCAUUCGGUGGGAUGGAAGCUCGGGCGGCGUGAUACGCAUGGUGGUGUUGACACGAGAUGGUGCGGAUCGGCAUCUGUAUUUGCCAGACACGGGGUACGCAGUGCGCCAGCAAUAA
Messenger RNA from Grosmannia clavigera kw1407, 690 nucleotides. Its product is annotated as proteasome component. Gene Ontology annotation, cellular component: proteasome core complex. Lineage: Eukaryota; Fungi; Ascomycota; Sordariomycetes; Ophiostomatales; Ophiostomataceae. The transcript has 6 exons. Gene Ontology annotation, molecular function: threonine-type endopeptidase activity. Bases 1 to 690 code for a protein of 229 amino acids. The record is from RefSeq and is a predicted model, not a curated record.